AACGGUGUUAUCUUCUUCGCUUACAGCAUCCAUCACUAUAAUUGAAAACUUAGAAAUCUCUGAAAAGGAAAAAGCAAAAGUAAAUUGAAGCUGAAGGAGAGGAAAGGGCUUUCGCUUUGAAAAAAGAAAAUCAGGCUGUGACCUUCUUAGUUAUGUCAGAAGCUCCAAAAAUUUUGACUUCAUCCAGAGGUCAUGGUAAAGUAGGGCCAGAUUACUUUGGUUACUAUACAUGUGAAGUAAAAGAGCUCUUAUAUCAGGAUGAAGAUGUUCUGCCUUUUACUGUAGAAAACCCUGAAAUGAGUAAAAGAAAUUGUGGCAAUGUCAGAGGCGAAGAUUCAACUGAUGGUAGUGGUAGUGGUGCAAGUUCUUCUUUUAGUAACAGCAUUGGAGCUGAGCUUUCAGAUUUCAAAAUGGAAAGAUUGAAGUCAUUACUAAGGGAGGGUGUAUUUGAUCUCUCACCAGAAGUUGAUGAGAUGUUGGAUCCUGUCAUAGCCAUGUGUCAGUUACAAUCUCAAAUCAGAAAUAGGAAGUCAGCAUCCAAGGGUCAUGCAGUGGAAGUUCCUUUUAAGAAGCAUAAGAGAUCUUCUUCCUUCUCUUCAACCAGCAUCCCUGGACAUCCCAAUCCCCUCAAUUCUGGAUCUUGUAAAGAGGUGGAUGAUGAUUUGCAGUUCCUUCUAGAAAAUAACAGCUUGCAGGUUGAGCAGAUGACGAAGAAAUAUUCUGAUGAACUCUUAGAAACGCUAGGACACAUGGAAAAACAGCUUGAAGAACUUCUUAAUGCCGUGGUGUCAAAGUGCAGACCUAUGACACUUUCUGAGAAGCAGGAGCUUUGGAAAAUGAUUCAGAAGUUACCACCCAAUAACCUUGAUCGUGUUGUUGAAAUUGUCCAACAUGAUAAAUCGGCAGAACCCCUAUCGUCUGAUGAAUAUUUUAUUGAUUUAGAAAAAGAGGUAAAGAGCCAAAAACAUGACAUCAAUUGUGAGUAUAUAGAAUUACUAAUCCUUUGCAAAAUAUCGUCUUUCAGGAUAAUGUAACACUUUGGAGACUGUAUUACUAUGUUAAAGCAGUUCAGAAAGCUAGGGAGCUCUUAGAGUAGCUAAGGAAAUGUUAUAUUAUUAACAAGAAUGUUGACAUAACUUUGCAACACCAGUGCAAUUAGUUGGUCAAGACAAAAAUCAGCUUCACGCAUUCUUAACAGUAGCUGUCCGGACUUGACGACCAAAUUUUGUUUUUGAAAUCUUCAAAAGCAUCCUCUGGAGAGUCAUAACUAGACUAUAAAUAUAAAGUUCAUGUUUUGAGUGAAUACAGAAAAAAAAGUGUUUCACCUUA
This is a messenger RNA of Mangifera indica (mango), 1329 nucleotides long. RefSeq lists its product as uncharacterized. NCBI's taxonomy places the organism in Eukaryota, Viridiplantae, Streptophyta, Magnoliopsida, Sapindales, Anacardiaceae. The record is from RefSeq and is a predicted model, not a curated record. The transcript is spliced from 6 exons. Bases 153 to 1034 code for a protein of 293 amino acids.